Molecule: messenger RNA, 2980 nt
Organism: Phoenix dactylifera (date palm)
Lineage: Eukaryota; Viridiplantae; Streptophyta; Magnoliopsida; Arecales; Arecaceae
Source: RefSeq, a predicted model, not a curated record
AAAGCUGAAUCCAGACCACCAUCCGGCUGACUGUGUUGACCCCCGGGAUGAAAUCGGCUUUCCACUCCUCCAUGGCCAGCAGCUGGCCCGUCACCAGCCUUGGCCAGUUUUCCGAGUGUGGCGUCCUGAUCCUCCCGGCUCUUGAACUGAUUGGUGAUCAGCUCUGCCGCCAUGGGGAAGACCUCCACAUCGUAUUCUAGCUUCCCCUUGGCCCGCAACUCCCGGGCCACCCAGUCCACCGGCACUCUCUAUCCCAAGUUUCGGAUCGCCAGUGUCGUCAUCGUCCAUGUGUGUCGGUGAAGUGGCGCUGUAGUACCUCGAGCUCCUUCUCUGAGAUGCGAUGGCUGGUCCUAACCAGCAGCUAGGGAGGAGCCUGAGCCACAUUCGACCAUAGGGGGGUGGUCUUGGCCACCCUCGACACCAAUCUUGCUUCGUUACCCGCCGGCCUCUUGCCCGUCCGUACAUCUCGACCCUUGUCGGCCUCCAUCCCUUUGGCUCUCUCUUCCAUCCUGCUCACCAUUGCCGACGGCCAUAAGAUGCUUGACGAAAUGCUUCGCUCGACGCAGCAACGGGCAAUUCACACAAGGCGUCGUCUCAGCAAUGCUGAAGCCCGGAAAUCAUCAAGCUCCAGGAACUUCAAUGUUCUGCAUUAUGGUGCCCGAGCCAAUGGAAUUACUGAUGACAGCAAGGUCUAAAUCCUCCUGUGUACUUCUCUCUCUCUCUCUCUCUCUCGCUGAAAAAAAGAAAAUUGCUAGAAUCAUGGAUAUUUAACUGUAAUGGGUUUGUUAAUAAUAUUGUUUAUGUUUGGUUUUUCGAAUUAUUUUGGUUGCAUGACUUUGUCUCAUCUGCUUUUCUCUCGUAUUUUUCUCAUGAUAUGUGCCUGGUAGAUCUUUUGUUCUUUGUUUUAAAUACAAUUACUGUUUCUGAGUUAUAAUUCGAUCAUGACCAAUGUUUUUCUUUUUUUAACUCUCUCUUUCUUUUCUUCUCCCUUCGACUCUUUUCUCGUUAUUUUCUUAAUAAAAUUGAAAUAAUCCAUCUUUUAAGUGUUUCUUUUGCUUGAUUGUUUUUGGAAGUAUUUUGUUCUGCAUGCGAGGAGGCCUAUUUUAAUUGAAGCUAAAACUUCCUACCAUGGUCCAUCAUGGCGAGAAGAUAAUGGUGCUAUACACAAUUGACGAGUAAAUGAUCUCCGCCAUCCAUCGAAUGGACUUCAGAAACUGAUCAUCAGCUAGAAAUCUACCUUGCAAAUCUUACAGUGGUUGUCGUUUUUUUUUUUGUUUAAAGUCAUAACUGCCUUUUUAAUAAACUAUAAUGGUUCAAAACUUUUUGUUUUAGAGAUAAUGUACUGCACUUAAUUCUAAAGUGAGAAAGAUUGCAUCAAAGGUAGUCUUAUAACAUCAAAAGCAUGGCAGCAAUGUUUAAAAGCAGGAUUUGUUCUUGCUGUGCUGAUUGUCUCCUUGUUGGUGAUGGGCAUUCAUGGCAGCAUGGAAGGCAGCAUGCGCAGCGGUUGGUGCAGUCAAGCUUCAGAUACCUGCAGGAACUUAUCUUAUUGGCCCUACUAAGUUUGCUGGUCCUUGCAAAAAUGUUCGCUCCCUUACAGUGAAUAUGAAGGGACACUUGAAGGCGACAACAGAUUUGAGCAAGUAUGUCACAGGUGAUGAUUGGGUGGAAUUUGCAUGGGUGGAUAUGCUGACAUUGACUGGAGGAGGGACCUUCGAUGGCCAAGGAGCUGCAUCAUGGCCCUAUAACAAGUGCCCUACAAAUAAAAAUUGCAAGCUCCUCCCAACUUCAGUCAAGUUCAUCGCCACAUCGAACACUGUGGUAGAGAACAUCAAAUCCUUGAAUAGCAAGUUCUUCCACAUAGCUCUGGUUGGCUGCAAGAACUUCUGGGGCAAAAAUAUCAAGAUCACUGCCCCUUCAAACAGCCCCAACACUGACGGAAUUCACAUUGAACGGAGCACAGGCGUAACUAUAUACCGCUCGGUGAUCGGAACUGGCGAUGAUUGUAUCUCCAUCGGACAAGGGAACUCACAAGUAUUACUGAGUGGCAUCAGUUGUGGACCAGGUCAUGGGAUCAGCAUUGGGAGUUUAGGAAAAUAUCAGAAUGAAGAGGAUGUCCGAGGACUCGUCAUCAAAGAUAGCACCCUUGCUGGGACUUCAAACGGCGUAAGGAUCAAGACAUGGGAGAAUUCCCCAGGAACUAGUAGGGCUGUUAAUAUGACCUUUGAGAACAUCGUCAUGAAGAGUGUUGCAAAUCCCAUCGUCAUCGACCAGACGUACUGUCCCUACAGCUCUUGUGCAUCAAAGGCACCGUCCCGGGUGAUACUGAAAGACAUCUUCUUCCGGAACAUAAGGGGGACGUCGACGACUCCGGUGGCGGUGAUGCUCAGGUGCAGCAGAGGAGUGCCAUGCAAGAACGUCAACCUCCACAACGUUCACCUCAAGUACGUUGGCCAGGCUCCGGUCGCUGCAUUGUGCAUGAACGUCAGAGCGACCUACAGCGGGACCCAAAUCCCCCCACCAUGCAAGUAGCUAACCAUUCUUCCUGGCCUACAUCUAUAAGGCUGGGUUACGUUCUUUCUUACAUCCUUUCUUGCGCAUUCUUUUUGGCGUGCCUUUCCGGGGAGAGAGGUCUUUCUGGAGGGUGACUCUACGAUGGUCAUUGGGUGGAUUCAGCAAAUUUUCGGAGGGGUUGGUGAUUACCAUCCGCUGUUGAGAGAUAUCCGGACCAUGAUUUGUGGUGGGAUGGUGUUCCAAGCGAAGCACGUAUUUAGGGAGACCAAUGGGGCCGCAGGUUGUGUGGCCUCUUUUGUUGCUAACCACUCAGAGAACCACCUCUGGGUAGGAGAGGCGGAGUUGCCUUGUGCACUCCGUGAUGUACUGCUUUUUUAUUUUUUUGAUUGUAUCCAUAUACGUUAUGUAUGGUACUCUUGUUUUUAGCGUGCCAAAAAAAAAAAACACCAAACAAUCUUACCAUCCAGCA